Molecule: messenger RNA, 951 nt
Organism: Penicillium maclennaniae
Lineage: Eukaryota; Fungi; Ascomycota; Eurotiomycetes; Eurotiales; Aspergillaceae
Product: NAD(P)-binding protein
Exons: 3
Coding region: 1-951 (316 amino acids)
Source: RefSeq, a predicted model, not a curated record
AUGACACACCUCCUCCUUGAGCCUUCUCUUCUCGACAGUUUGGCUGGGAAAGUGGCCGUAUUGACGGGCGGAGCCACUGGUAUCGGCCACUCAACCGUUCAGCAACUGUGCAAGUAUGGUGCAAAGGUAAUAUUCGGCGACAUCCUCGAGGAGCCGUCGCGACAACUGGAAUCCGAACUCAGUCCAAAUGUCCACUUCGUCAAAUGCGACGCCUCGAGCUACUCGGAUCAGCUCGGACUAUUCAAAUCCGCUCACGACAAGUUUGGCAGAGUGGAUAUUGUAAUCGCGAAUGCCGGGAUCUCGAUCACAAAGGACAUAUUCGACCCCGCUGAGGAUAUUACGCAGGAGCCUUCCAUGAAGGAAAUCGAUAUCAACACCAAAGGUGCUAUUUUCAGUGCACGCAUCGGUAUGCAUUACUUGCGACAAGCCGGGGGCGGAGAUCUGGUGCUUGUGAGCAGCAUUGCCGGGUUCAAGGAAUGCGGGGGGGCUGGUCACCUACACGGCCAGCAAGCAUGGCGUGAUUGGGGUGAUGCGGGGCCUUCAUUUGACCGCGACCCCGCAGAAUAUCAGGGUGAAUGUCAUUUUAAGUUCCUCAUUGUCUAUUGUCUGUCCAAUUUUAAUGAUUGCUUAGGAACACGGAUGGUUCUCGGGAUUGAAAAGGGUUGGUAUGAGCGGGGCUUACCGGUCAAUGAGCCCGAAGAUGUCGGUAGAGCCAUUUUAAUCUGUGCUACUGCUAACCGGGGCACGGAUGGACUGACUCAUCAGGGCGCUCGUCUUCCAUUCGCCGGUAAGAUUGUGUAUGUAUCGGGUGGGGAGAGUUACGAAAUCGAAGAUGGCAUCCAGAAGUUAGAACCAAAUUGGUUGGGAAAGGAAAAUAGCCAAAUCCUUGAAAAGGGACAAGAAUAUCUUGCGUCGGACAGCACAAGCUGGGAUGAGUCAAAGCUAUCUUGA